AUGGGGAAUGCAAGUGCUGCUCAAGUGCUAGGAAUUGGAAACGUGGACCUGAAGUUUGAUUCUGGGCGUGUUCUGACCCUCACUAGAGUGCAUCAUGUUCCUUCUAUUCAUAGAAAUAUUAUAAGUGGAAGCUAUUUAGUUAAAAAUGGCUUUGAACUUUCUUUUAAAUGUAAUAAAGUUGUGAUUACUCAGACUGGUACAUUUGUUGGCAAGGGUUACUUGUCGGAUGGUUUAUUUUUGAUAAAUGUGGAACCCAUUUUGGGUGGUUUUAUUAAUGUUCCUUCUGUUAAUUGUGUUGAAUCAUCUGAUUUAUGGCACUCACGACUUGGUCAUUUAAAUUUUGGUGCUCUAAAGAAUAUGAUGAAUUUAGAGUUGAUUCCAAAGCAUUCCAUUGAUAAGAAAUCUAAGUGUCAAGUAUGUGUGACUGCUAAACAAACAAAGAAACCUUUUCAUAAUGUUGUUAGGGAUUCUGAAUUGUUAGAUUUAGUGCACACAGACAUAUGUGAAUUCAGUGGUGUUUUGACUAAGGAUCAUUAUAGAUAUUUCAUUACCUUUAUAGAUGAUUAUAGUAGAUAUUGUUAUGUUUAUUUGCUUAAACAUAAGGAUGAAGCACUAGAAAAAUUCAUUAUGUUUAAAAAUGAAGCUGAAACACAAACGAGCAAAGUACUUAAACAUUUGAGAUCUGAUAGAGGUGGUGAGUAUACAAGUAACUUGUUUAAUGAAUUUUGCGCAAGCAAUGGUAUAGUUCAUGAGGUUACUCCACCAUACACACCUGAGUCUAAUGGGGUGGCAGAGCGAAAGAACAGAACUUUUAAAGAUAUGAUUAACAGCAUGUUGAUUAAUUCGGGGUUGCCUAAAUACAUGUGGGGAGAGGCUCUGAAUACGGCUUGCCAUAUUCUGAAUAGGGUCCCUUUGAAACACAUGGAUAAGACACCAUAUGAAUUAUGGAGAAAACGUAAAACUAGUUUGAAUUAUCUUCGUGUGUGGGGGUGCCUUGCAAAGGUACUUGUACCCGAACACAAGAGAAAGAAACUAGGGCCUAAGACUGUUGAUUGUAUCUUUUUGGGCUAUCUAGAGACCACAACCGCUAUGAGAUUUUUAGUUUUAAAAUCUGACAUAGACGGCAUUGUGGCUAAUACGAUAGUUGAGUUUCGUGAUGCAAUGUUCUUUGAGGACGUGUUCCUUAUGAAGACUGGUAUACCUCAGGGUAAUUCUGAGGAUGAUCCGACUCUCACAUCGAGUUCUAUUUCCGAUCAUGUGGAAAAGAUGACAAAUGUGGGGGCGAAUCCUAGUAGUAGCUCUACUCCUAACGAAGUAGAGGAACCUAGAAGGAGUAAGCGUGCAAAGGUAGUCAAGGACUUUGGAAGUGACUUUCUCACUUACAAUAUCGAGGAUGAACCUUUAACUUUCCGUCAAGCCAUGGACUCUUCGGAGUCAAGGCAUUCGAAAGGCGCUGUAAAGAGUGAGAUGGACUCUAUUGUUUCUAAUGGAACAUGGGAGUUAGUCGAUCUCCCUCCUGGAUGUUCUACUAUAGGAUGUAAGUGGAUCUUCAAGAGGAAGUUGAACCCGGAUGGCUCAAUAGAUAAGUACAAGGCGAGGCUAGUUGCUAAGGGUUUUAGGCAAAGAGAAGCAUUGGCUUCUGUGCAUGGUCUUAUCAUCCAUCAAAUGGAUGUAAAGACAGCUUUUCUUCAUGGUGACCUUGAAGAAGAGAUUUACAUGGAUCAGCCUGAAGGAUUUAUUGCUUCUGGUAACGAGAGGAAAGUAUGUAAACUAGUCAAGUCCAUCUACGGCCUUAAACAAGCACCUAUCGACUGGCAUAAAAAGUCUGAUGAAACUGUUUUAGCAUUCAAGUUUUUAGUUAAUGAAAGUGAUAAGUGCGUCUACUAUAAGGUUAGAGGAAAUGAAUGUGUGAUUGUAUGCCUAUAUGUUGAUGAUAUUUUGUUGUUUGGAACCAAUAUUGCGAUUAUUAACAAGACAAAGAGUUUCUUGAAAAUAUACUUUGAGAUGAAGGAUAUGGGUGAGGCUAGUAUGAUUCUUGGGAUCAAGUUAACACGGUCAACUGAUGGAAUAACCUUGUCACAGUCUCAUUAUAUAGGGAAAUCUAUACUUGAGAAGUAUGGUUAUUCAAAUUGUAGAAUCACAAGUACACCCUAUGAUCCUAAAGUGGCCCUUGACAAGAAUAGUUCAGGUGUACCUGUGUCUCAGUUAAGGUAUUCUCAGAUUAUUGGUAGUUUGCAAUAUCUUGCUAACGUGACUAGACCAGAUAUUUCUUAUUCUGUGUCUAAGUUAGCUAGAUAUACAAGCUGUCCGAACAAGACUCAUUGGGAGGCUCUGGAUAAAGUUCUUAGAUAUCUCAAGGGAACUAUUUCUCUUGGCUUGCAUUACCAGAGAUUUCCGGGGGUACUCGAGGGGUACAGUGAUGCAAGUUGGAUAGCUAAGAAAUCCGGUUCCAAUGGAGUGACUGGAUAUGUGUUUACCCUAGCGGGUGGAUCUGUGUCCUGGAAGUCUUCUAGACAGACUUUGAUUACUCGGUCUACUUUUGAGGCUGAGUUGUGUGCAUUGGAUGCCACGGGGACGGAGGCUGAAUGGUUACAUGGACUGAUGUCAAUGUUACCUGUAGUAAGCAAACCGCUUCCUGCCAUUUCUGUUCAUUGUGAUAGCCGUACAACUAUUGACAAGAUCAGAAGUGUAAAGUAUAACGCUAAGACAAAGAGACACAUCCAAGUUAGACUUAAGUCUAUAAGGGGUCUUGUUUCUGAUAGGGUUAUAGCUAUAGAGUUCAUUGGAACUCAGGAUAAUAUAGCUGACCCGUUGACUAAGGGGCUUGAGCAUGCUGUAGUCCUUAAGUCGAGGUUGGGGAUGGGACUGGUUCCGAACGUGCUGGGAUUUACAUUCGGCAUUCUACAGCUGAUAUUGUACAUGGUUUACCGUAACACGAAAAAAGACGCGAUUGAAGCGAAGAAGCUUCCCGAAUUAUUCGAGGAUGAUUCGGUGAUCAUAAUCGAUGAUCAGAAACUUCCGGAGCUGAAAGCGAAGAUAGAUGAUGUGAUGAGGCUGAGCGCGAUGGUUUGUUCGGAGAUGAGGCUGGUCGCCAAGAACUCGAACCCGAAUGAGCUCGAUAUGAUCGAAAUUCAAGUCGUGGUGCCUAAAAAACAAGCCACUCCGAUAGUCGCUUAA
Messenger RNA from Daucus carota subsp. sativus, 3177 nucleotides. Its product is annotated as retrovirus-related Pol polyprotein from transposon TNT 1-94. Bases 1 to 3177 code for a protein of 1058 amino acids. The transcript has 3 exons. The record is from RefSeq and is a predicted model, not a curated record. Lineage: Eukaryota; Viridiplantae; Streptophyta; Magnoliopsida; Apiales; Apiaceae. Gene Ontology annotation, biological process: DNA integration. Gene Ontology annotation, molecular function: nucleic acid binding.